Molecule: messenger RNA, 1609 nt
Organism: Hibiscus syriacus
Lineage: Eukaryota; Viridiplantae; Streptophyta; Magnoliopsida; Malvales; Malvaceae
Product: protein DETOXIFICATION 27-like
Exons: 8
Coding region: 32-1504 (490 amino acids)
Biological process (GO): xenobiotic detoxification by transmembrane export across the plasma membrane
Cellular component (GO): membrane
Molecular function (GO): xenobiotic transmembrane transporter activity; antiporter activity
Source: RefSeq, a predicted model, not a curated record
AGAGUUCAUAGUCCAGAAGGUAUCAGAUAAUAUGCCGAGUAAUGGUGUAUUAAAGGAAGCAAAGGUUCCUUUGAUUGAAGAAUUAGCAUCGGCAGAACGUUUGGAAGCUGAUAAAGAUGAUCAAAGUCAAUCUCUUACGAGAAGAGUAUGGAUUGAAUCAAAGAAGCUAUGGCAUAUAGUUGGGCCUGCAAUCUUCAGCCGCCUUGCCUCUUACUCUAUGCUGGUUAUCACUCAAGCCUUUGCAGGCCACCUUGGGGAUCUCGAGCUCGCUGCCAUUUCCAUCGCAAACAAUGUCAUCGUCGGUUUCGACUUCGGCCUCUUGUUGGGGAUGGCGAGUGCUCUUGAAACGCUAUGUGGCCAAGCUUUUGGGGCGAAGAAGUUUUACAUGUUGGGAGUAUAUAUGCAACGUUCAUGGAUUGUUCUUUUCCUGUGCUGUAUAUUGCUUUUGCCUUUGUAUCUCUUUGCUUCGCCGGCGUUGAAGCUGUUGGGGCAACCCAAAGACGUGGCGGAGCUAUCGGGGAUCGUUUCCAUGUGGAUGAUACCACUUCAUUUUAGCUUUGCGUUUCAGUUCCCACUGCAAAGGUUCUUGCAGAGUCAGCUGAAAAACAUGGUGAUUGCUUGGGUUUCACUGGUGGCUCUCUUGGUCCAUGUGUUUGUGAGUUGGCUGUUUGUGUAUAGGCUUCAGCUUGGGGUGGUUGGAACCGCCAUUACCUUGAAUUUUUCGUGGUGGGUUUUGGUUGUUGGACUGUUUGCCUACACCGUCUGCGGUGGCUGCCCUCUUACUUGGACUGGUUUCAGCAUGGAAGCGUUUUCCGGCCUUUGGGAAUUCAUCAAACUCUCGGCGGCUUCCGGUGUUAUGCUUUGUUUGGAGAAUUGGUACUAUAGAAUAUUAAUUUUGAUGACCGGGAAUCUCCAAAACGCCAGGAUCGCCGUCGAUGCUUUGUCCAUAUGCAUGUCAAUCAACGGAUGGGAAAUGAUGAUACCUUUCGCUUUCUUUGCUGGAACCGGAGUGAGGGUGGCUAAUGAGCUGGGUGCUGGGAAUGGGAAAGGAGCCAAGUUUGCAACAGCAGUUUCAGUGGUGACAUCAGUUAUAAUCGGAAUCUUCAUCUGGUUGUUAAUCAUGAUAUUUCAUGAUUACAUUGCUCUUAUUUUCUCCACAAGCCAACCUGUUUUAGAAGCAGUCAGCAGGCUCUCACUGCUCUUAGCCUUCACCAUUUUGCUCAACAGUGUUCAACCCAUCCUAUCUGGAGUGGCAGUGGGAUCUGGAUGGCAAUCGUAUGUGGCUUACAUAAAUCUGGGUUGCUACUAUCUCAUAGGGGUUCCACUUGGAUUCUUGAUGGGAUGGGGCUUCAAACUAGGUGUCAUGGGAAUUUGGGCUGGAAUGAUCUUCGGAGGGACAGCAGUUCAGACAGCGAUACUUGCUGUUAUUACCAUGCGGUGUGAUUGGGACAAGGAGGCUGAGAGAGCAAGCAUGCACGUGAAGAAAUGGUCAGAGACGAUGUAAUCAUUUCAACACAGGGAUGUUAUACUUUUAUAGUGAUCCGAAUGGCCUUUUUAUUCAUCAUAUAAUUUAAGAGGGCCUGCUAAAUUUCGUUUGGCCAUUAAAGUA